GCGGGCUCCGAGGCCGAAGAGAAAAGACGGCGAGGUGGCCGGGGCUGUGGCCGGAGAGGAGGGAGUCGAGGCGCCGCCCUCGCGGAGGUCACGGCGAAGGCCCGCCGCUCCGGGAUCCUCACUCGGGGGAAGAGGCACGACUCGCGGUGCCUUCGGCAGGCUCGACGCGCCCCCGGUCGGCCUGCUGUCGGGCCCGGAGAGGGGCGGCGGCGGGGUCAGGGCCCGGUGCCAGGGACCCCGCAACUCCGCAAACCCCACCACACCCCAUACGUGUAGUGUACACUCUAAGCGGGAAGUGGAUGUAUAACGUUGGCACUGAAAGCAGUAUAUAAUUACAGAUUUUGGAAGACCUUGGACAUUUUAAUAGCUGCAAUGGCCGGAGCUGUGCCGAUCUGAAGCCAGGAACCAGGAGCUGCUUUUCACUCUCCUACACAGAUGCAGGGGCACAAGGACUUGGGGCAUCUUCCACUGCUUCAUAGCAGAGAGCUGGAUCAGAAGUGGAGCAGCUGGGACUUGAAUCUGCACCCGUAUGGGAUGCUGGCACUACACGUGGCAGCUUUGCACAAAGAAUGAACAAGCAGUGGAAGAGAAAAUACUGCAAACUGGCUGACUCCUGGUGAAGAUGUUUUACUUUUCUGGCAGGCAUCUGUGGGAUUUAUAAUAGAAAUGAUGGCUGGCUGUGGUGAAAUUGAUCACUCGAUAAACAUGCUUCCUACGAACAAGAAAGCAAAUGAGUCCUGUUCUAAUACCGCACCUUCUCUCACCGUCCCUGAGUGUGCCAUUUGUCUUCAAACUUGUGUUCACCCAGUCAGUCUGCCCUGUAAACAUGUUUUCUGCUAUCUGUGUGUAAAGGGAGCUUCAUGGCUUGGAAAACGAUGUGCUCUUUGUCGACAAGAAAUUCCUGAGGAUUUCCUUGACAAGCCAACUUUGUUGUCACCAGAGGAACUCAAGGCAGCAAGUAGAGGAAAUGGUGAAUAUGCAUGGUAUUAUGAAGGAAGAAAUGGGUGGUGGCAGUAUGAUGAGCGUACUAGUAGAGAGCUGGAAGAUGCUUUUUCCAAAGGUAAAAAGAACACUGAAAUGUUAAUUGCUGGGUUUCUGUAUGUUGCUGAUCUUGAAAAUAUGGUUCAAUAUAGGAGAAAUGAACAUGGACGUCGUAGGAAGAUUAAGCGAGAUAUAAUAGAUAUACCAAAGAAGGGAGUAGCUGGACUUAGGCUGGACUGUGACACUAGUGCCGUAAACCUAGCAAGAGAGAGCUCUGCCGAUGGAGCGGACAGUGUAUCAGCACAGAGCGGAGCUUCUGUUCAGCCUCCAGUGGCGUCGUCUGUAAGGCCUCUAACAUCAGUAGAUGGCCAGUUAACAAGCCCUGCAACACCAUCUCCUGAUGCAAGCACCUCUUUGGAAGACUCUCUUGCUCAUUUACAGCUCAGUGGAGACAACAUAGCUGAAAGGAGUCACAGAGGGGAAGGCGAAGAAGAUCAUGAAUCACCAUCUUCAGGCAGGGUACCGGACACCUCCAUUGAGGAAACUGAAUCAGAUGCCAGUAGUGAUAGUGAGGAAGUAUCUGCAGUUACUGCACAGCACUCUUUGACUCAACAGAGACUUUUGGUUCCUAAUGCAAACCAGACAGUAGCUGAUCGAUCAGUAGCAGGGGGAACAGUGAGUGUCCGAUCUAGAAGGCCUGAUGGACAGUGCACAGUAACUGAAGUUUAAAUAAAGUCUUCAGAUCCUUGCUCAAGGUUGCAAUGGUUAUCUGUAAAUUUCUGCCCACAUAACAUUAUACUCAUCCCUCGUAGUGCAUUUUGGGAGUUGGGGUGGGAAGGGGUAUGGGAAGGAUAGAUCUGAAAUUAAAAUGUCUAACAUGUCACUGUUGAGAAAUUUAUUUAAGGAGCUUGGGUGUUAAUAGUUGAAAGCUGUUUAGUAAUAACCCAGUUUUCUUGAGGUCUGUUUAUAGUUUUGUGUUUUAAGUUUUUUAGUUCUUUUGGCCAGUUCUUUUGUGUAUUACCUGUGCAUUAAUGGUCAUCAUCUGACUCUUUCAUUAUCUUACUUUUCUGCAUGGAUUGGCAUAAAACCAUUACUAAAAUUUGGUACCAUGAGAUGUUUGCUAUCAUUAUGAACAGGAAGCUUAAUAUAAGAUUAGAAAUGAAUUUGGGAUUUUAAAAUAGAAAAAUAACAGCUAUUUUAUAGUAAAGUUACUGAAAUGGAAAUGUAAAGAAAACAGCUAAUCACUUACAUUUCAGAAUCUUUGUAACACACUUCAUGGCGUUCAUUCCCAUAUGCUUUGCUGUCUAGUCUUUGUAGUUUGAGAUUUCUCUUGGUCU
Molecule: messenger RNA, 2318 nt
Organism: Lepus europaeus (European hare)
Lineage: Eukaryota; Metazoa; Chordata; Mammalia; Lagomorpha; Leporidae
Gene: RNF146
Product: ring finger protein 146
Exons: 5
Coding region: 667-1710 (347 amino acids)
Biological process (GO): ubiquitin-dependent protein catabolic process; Wnt signaling pathway
Cellular component (GO): cytoplasm; nucleus
Molecular function (GO): ubiquitin protein ligase activity; zinc ion binding; poly-ADP-D-ribose binding
Source: RefSeq, a predicted model, not a curated record